AUGUCAUGGCUUACAAGCUAUUCAUCCGAGCUGCAAGUCCUCCCUAUUGUGGGAAUGGGAGGCAUUGGUAAGUCCACACUCGCUAAAAUUGUUUAUGAUGAUACAUUCAUUACUUAUCAUUUUGAUUUUCACGCUUGGGUCACAAUAUCGAAAGAUUACAAUGUAGAAAUUGUUCUUUCAAAUCUGCUUGCUUCGAUGAAAGGAAAAGGAAUCCAAGCAGAGAGUGAUUUACAAUGCAAGGUUAAGGAGUCUGAAAUAUACAAAUACUUAAAAGGUAGGAGGUAUCUCAUAGUAGUGGACGACAUCUGGAGUAUGGAAGCUUGGGAUCACAUACAGAGGCUAUUACCUGAUGAUAAUAAUGGAAGCCGAAUCAUAUUAACCACAAGGCUAAAGAAUGUAGCUGCUUAUGCUAACUCUGCGAGCCCCAUUCAUAUGUUGCCUUUCUUGGAUGACCAACAAAGUUGGCGUUUGUUCCAGAAGAAGGUCUUCGGAGAUCAAGAUUGUCCUGUUGAGCUGCAAGUUAUUGGGAAAAAUAUGUAA
This is a messenger RNA of Salvia miltiorrhiza (redroot sage), 540 nucleotides long. Its product is annotated as disease resistance protein RPP13-like. The record is from RefSeq and is a predicted model, not a curated record. Gene Ontology annotation, molecular function: ADP binding. NCBI's taxonomy places the organism in Eukaryota, Viridiplantae, Streptophyta, Magnoliopsida, Lamiales, Lamiaceae. Bases 1 to 540 code for a protein of 179 amino acids. The transcript has a single exon. Gene Ontology annotation, biological process: defense response to other organism.